Molecule: messenger RNA, 1505 nt
Organism: Periconia digitata
Lineage: Eukaryota; Fungi; Ascomycota; Dothideomycetes; Pleosporales; Periconiaceae
Source: the annotation of a GenBank genome assembly
CAAGAUCAGCUUUCACAAUGAGACUUCAAGAUACUUUGUUCCUGGUGGGGGCCGCGAGGGCCUUUGCUGCUUCGUACCCAAGGACCUCCUACGACCCGUACAAGCCAGUGGUGAACUCCAAAGGUCUCCAGGAUGCCAUUACAACCGAGAAUCUCAUGGGCAACUUGCAACAGCUAGACACCAUCGCGAAAGCCAAUGGUGGAAACAGAGCUUUCGGAUUCCCUGGCUACCAAGCCAGCGUGGACUACAUCUUGUCUCGCACGCAGAAUUCCUCCAACUUUGUGACUUGGACCCAGGAUUUCCCCGCCUUGUUCCAAUUCGUUGAGUCGAUUUCCUUCAAGGCUGACAACCAGACCAUCAGUGUCGUUGGUCUGACGUACUCCCCAUCCACCAGCGCCGAAGGAUUGACAACACCGCUCGCACUCGGUGUUACUGGCGAUGCGGGCUGCGAUAGCGCAGCAUACGCCGACUUGGACGUUGCAGACAAGAUCGUUCUCGUGGAAAGAGGAUUGUGCCCCGACGGGACUACGUUCGCUGGAAGGAUGAAGGCUGCAGCGGCCGCCGGUGCUGCGGCAGUGGUCAUCUAUAACAACGUGGAGACGCCCGCGACAGGUGGAACUCUCACGAACCCGAACCCGGAAGAGUACGUCUCCACCGGCUUGAUCAACCAAGCUGAGGGUCAAGCUCUCGCCGCGAAGUUGACUGCUGGCGAGACCGUCUCUGCCUACUUCCAGCAGACCCAGAUUAUCGAGACACGUAUUACACAGAAUGUCUUUACUGAGACCGUAGAAGGAGAUCCAAACAACGUGAUCAUGCUAGGCGCCCAUCUCGACUCCGUCGUAGCAGGUGCUGGCAUCAAUGAUGACGGCUCAGGCACCUCCCUUAUUAUGGAAGUCAAGACAGCGUUGGAGAAGUUUAGCGUAAAGAACAAAGUCCGAUUUGCUUGGUGGGGCGCAGAGGAGAACGGAAAAUUGGGGUCGAUCUAUUACGUUGAAAACCUCAACACUACGGCUCUGGACAACGUCCUGGCCUAUCUGAACUUCGACAUGGUGUCUAAGGGGUACUUCGGCGUCUUCGAUGGCGAUGGAAGCACCCACGGGUUGAAGGGCCCCCCUGGAAGCGACGUGAUUGAGAAACUUUUUGUAGACGAUCAUGUUAGCAAGGGUGUGAAUGUAACCCCUGCUGUCUUUACGGGCGGUAGCGAUUACAAGUCGUUCAUGGACUUUGGAAAGCCGGUUGGUGGACUGCACACCGGGACGGGCGUCGCGCAGGACCCUUGCUACCACCAGUCUUGCGACACCAUUGAUAACCCAGAGCCUGCGACGCUCACUAUCAACGCCAAGGCUGCCGCUCAUGUGCUGAGCAUCCUCGCCACCAAGGGCCACGAAAUCAUUCCCAAGACACCGCAGAAUGCGACUGUUUCGGCGCGGGGACUCAUGGGCCGCGAAAUUGAAUACACGUUGGUCGAUGGCGAGAGACAUGUUGGGUGCGGCGGUGAGGUGUGA